AUGAGCUCGGACGACGCACCGCGCGCCCCAGCCGAGCUGGUGGAUGACCCAGACGACCCGGAGCUUAGGCCGGAGGAGCUCAACUUCAGCGACGCCUACAAGUCCUUCGAAGAGGCGAUGAAGCAGGCGCUGAAGGACGCGCCAGCAGAGGGCGGCCAGGCCGAGGCCGCCUUCUCGUCCAUGAUGGCCAACCUGGCCGAGGAGAUGGCUAAGACGGAGGUGGAGGGCGCCGAGGACCCGACCAUGACCUCCGAUGCUGAGAAGAUGGGCGGCGAGCCGGACAUGGCUGAACUCCUGCGCACUUUUGGUGGCGGUGGCAGCGGCGCUGCGCCGGAUGCCGCCUCGCUGGACGCUUUCAUGCCGCUUAUGCAGACGGUUAUGAGCAGCAUCCUCUCCAAGGACGUGCUGUACCCGUCGCUGAAGGACGUGUCGGACCGCUACCCCGCCUGGCUGGCCGAGCACGGCCCAGCGCUGGCCGAGCCCGAGCGGCAGCGCUACCAGCGCCAGCACCAGCUCAUGUUGGACGUGUGCGCCGUGUUCGAGGAGGAGGCGACCGGCGCCGAGGCCGAGCGCGCUCGCCAGGAGCGCGUGUUCCAGCUGAUGCAGCAGAUGCAGGCGCUCGGGCAGCCGCCGAAGGAGCUGGUCGGCGAGUCGGAUCUGGGCAUCCAGUUUGACAGCGAUGGUAACCCGCGCCUGCCGGCCGGCCUCGGCGCCGCCGCCGGCGCCGAGUGUAGCGUGAUGUGAGGCGACGCUAGUGUCGGGAGAGGGGAGGGGAGGGGAGGGGAAGGCAGCGUCUAACGCGCGAUGGCCCGCGGUGUCACGUCGGGGAGCGGCCGGGUCCGGGCGUGUCGCGCGCCGACCGGCGGCGGACGCGAGCCUGGCCGCCCCGGCGCCUGGUAACCGAGAGGGCACCAGCUGUGUUCACGGCGGCAGGAGCGGCCGCGCGCCGACCACCCGCCCCGCGUCCGGUGCUGCCCGCUGGUGCCAGUGCUCAGAGUCUCACCGCCGCACGCGAGCUGUGGGUCCUGCGGUGCAGCGACGUGCCGCUGGGGGCGGCGGUGCUGUCCUGCUGUCGUCCGGCGAGACGUCUGACAUUAACGCCGCUAGAGCUGUCACGCAUGUGACAGCAGACUGCUCAGACUGGUUCUCAAGUGCAGCCUUCUGGAGCGUGGUGUCCAUUAUGUUCUGGGACUGGUGUGCGUUGUACACGUAUUUGUGAGUGGAACUUGUUACGAACAUUUAUACACGCUGCGUAAUGUACGCAAUGGUUCUAAGGUAGCAUGGGAGACGGCUAUGUUAUGCCGAAGAUAGGAGAUGGGCAUGUUAGCUACGGUGGGUUAUUCAUGACGCGCGAACGGGUCGGAAUGUCAGUUUGGUAAAUGAUAGCUACAGCCAGUUGUAAAAACGUGAGCGACCAUUGCCCUACGUGUGCAGUCGUUUGAGGUCAAAACCCAACCAAUCACAGAGCGAUGCGAAACGCAGGUUACGGAAUUCAUAAUUAGCGCUAGUGUUAUUGGUUAAGAGAUGCACACACGGAUCCGGCUAUGGUCAAGUGUGUGGGAGUGGUGUCUUUAUGUGGACUGUUCGCUGGGCAAGGCCAGACCAGGUGAAUAACGAUAUGCAUUCGCACGUUGUUGCUCGUUGUUGAUGCGUGAUAUGUCUGCGCUGGAACAGGCCGAAGCAGCAACAACGACACAAA
This is a messenger RNA of Pollicipes pollicipes, 1699 nucleotides long. RefSeq names its product peroxisomal biogenesis factor 19. Lineage: Eukaryota; Metazoa; Arthropoda; Thecostraca; Pollicipedomorpha; Pollicipedidae. Gene Ontology annotation, biological process: protein import into peroxisome membrane. The transcript has 5 exons. Bases 1 to 744 code for a protein of 247 amino acids. The record is from RefSeq and is a predicted model, not a curated record. Gene Ontology annotation, cellular component: peroxisome; peroxisomal membrane.